GCUUUAGUCCUUCUCUUAGUUCCAGACUCCUCUGAGAGUGCUAUUUCCUGGUUCUGAGAAAGAUCAAUUUCUUUUGCUCUCCAGAAAGUACAUGUUCUUUAUUCAUUCUAGUUUCUUUUCAUCUCUAUUAGUAAACUCAUCAAUCUUAGAGUCUUUUGUUUCCAGGUUAAUACUGCUAUUAUUAUUAUUCUAAGGUUAUGUUCAGGCUCAAAUCAAACUGCUACAAUUUUAGAGAAGGGUGGAACAGUCUGUAAUAUAAUCCUUGAGGCUGCCAGCAGAAUAAAUAUAGCACAGUGCACAGAUGGCUAAAGAACAAAUGAUCCAGACAAUCUACACUCACGCUACUUUUGGGCAUCACCUAUUUCCUGUUCUUCUCAGCUCCUCCCCAAGAAAUCUUCAGCAGCACUUCUCUUGUUGUGAUAUUGUCAUUCACCACCAAAUGUUGUCCCUCUGCAAGGUCGCUGAUUCUUUGUUCAUUAGCAAUUCUAGGUCAGCCUGCUGUGAGAAUCUCCUUAGUCAAGAGAAAAUCACAUUCUGUAUCAAUGUCUCCAGACAGCAACCCUUCCCAACCUUUCAGCAAAGCCAAUUGCUGAGAAUCCCUGUCUUUGAUGAUCCUUCGGAGGACCUGUAUAAGUACUUUGAGCAUUGCAGUGAUGCCAUAGAAGACACCAUCCAAAGAGGUGGGAAAUGCUUAGUGUACUGUAAAAAUGGUCGCAGCAGAUCUGCAACUAUCUGCACCGCUUACUUGAUGAAGCAUCAAAAACUCAGGCUGAAGGAUGCCUUUGAGAUUGUGAAGAAUGCCAGGCCAACGGCAGAGCCUAAUGCAGGAUUUUGGUCUCAGCUGCAGAAAUAUGAAGACCAUUUGCAAAGACAGCAGCAAAGAAGUCUUUCUUCAAAUACAAUUUCACAUAAUAAAUACAUUGAUUCAGAUUACAAUGUUGGGAAAUUCCUUUAAAGAGGAGGAUUUAAGAUGCUUCUAGGUAACACUUAGAAUUUAAUAUACUUAAAGAAGCCCUGGGAUCACCUACUUUAUUAUUGCAGUCUUAAGAAACUAGCUGAAAACUUCUGUACAAACCUUUCAAUAAAGCAUAAUUCAAAUCUCUGAAAUCUGCUCAAUUUUAAGUAUAAUUAAAUGCAGCUAUAAUGGGUUGGCCAAAUCUUUUGGAGGGAGAAGUAGUACUUCUGCUUUGAGAACAACUUUGAUAUAAUAAUUAGAUGCAAUCAGCUAGAAACAAGAUCAUGAGUGUUACUUUGUGUGAUUUUGGGUUCCUCAAGAUCAUAGGAAGAAGGAAGGUAGUAGCAAUUUCCCAAAAAUGAUGCCAAGAAAACAGGAUGGGUUUGUCCAUGCAACACCCAGAAGUCAAUAAUGACUUGAUAACUCUUAUCUAUCAUUUAUCCUUUAUUGAAAAAUACUUGAGAAAUCAGAAUUAGCUCCUUCCCAGAUACUGUUUUUAUAAUAUACUCUCAAUCCUUCAGAAUUUUAAGUAGAUAAUUCUGCAAAUUAUCAUAUAUUUAUAAAGUCCCAAAAUAAUGUGACAUAGUACAUUUAGCAAACCAAGAAAGAUGUCAUUUUACAUGAUUAUGUGAUUUAAAUAAUUUUCAUGAUUUUUAAAAAUAUACCAUAAUGUUUAUUAUAAUAUUCAGCACUAAAAUGAUAAACUACUUAAGGGCCUUUCCCCCUGUUGAGCUGAAAUGCCAUUCAUCUAUCUUGAGUGGGCAGAAAACCUUUUUGUGAGAUUUUCUGUCUCACAUGCAAGUCCCUUUCUGAGCCUUCCUCCAAGCUCAUCAGUGUGGGUUACAAAUCCCAAUAGAUUUUGCACAUCUUGAGUAGUGUCAGAAUAGGAGGAAAACACAACAUUAACACCAGUACAGCUAAGACAAUUUAAACUUUUUGACUGAUGAUAAGAUGAUGGCAACACCAGCUAUUGCUAGGGCAUGGUGCUGUGAAUAGACACAAAUGGGAGAGCACACUAAGGUAAAUGUUACAGAGGAAGAGAUGUGUUGGGGCUGUGCCAAAGCAGUAGACAAAGAUGUUUCACAAACUCUGUAAGCAUAAGUGAAGCCCCCACCUCCAUGAAAUAUUAAAGCACUACAUUAUUUGGAACACUUUGCAGCUGCUUCAAGAGCUAUUUCUGGUUGUUUCUGUGUUGAAUGUGCACAUACACAGUAACAGGCAACCAGGGAAGGUUUUUCAACAGCUGUUGCAACCCUUCCAGAGGAUGCAAUGGAUGCUUUAAUACUUGAAGGUGAUAUGGGUUGCACACAUUAGCAUACUUUGCAAAGUGCUCCUUUUAAAAAGUUUGCAUAGCAUUGUUUUGAAUUGGUUUAACAAAUGUAAAUAUGUUUUAAAUUAAAUGUUAAGUGUAAUUUUGGCAGGUGUGAUUGUCUUCGCCUGUUUGAUGUAAAUUUGUGGUUCAUUAACUGUUCUGAAGCUGCAUAACGAUAUCCAUGUUCUCUGUAAUUAAAAAUAGAGAUAAAUAUAUUACAUUUCCCACUUUGUUUAUUAUAAUUGAGCUAGAUAGUAUCAAAUCCAUAGAACACUCCAUAUUGUUAAACUGCAAACAAAUAUGAAACUAAAAAUCAUACAUUCUUUGCAAAUAGUUUAAUGAAAUAGAUGUAGCUGAGUAAAACUAAGCUGUUUUCAAGUUUAAAAUGCAAAUAUAAUGUGGUUGGCUUCCCCACCUUUCCAUCCCUCAUCAUUUAAGGUGGCUAAUAGAAAACAUCUACAUACAUAAAACUAAAUAUGUAAUCAGACAUAUACAGUAAUUAGGCCUGGUUUUGGGUGUAAGCAGUUUAUAUUUUUGGUGAUGAAGAUAAAAGAUGUAACAGAAUUUUAAUUUACAAAGUUUUCAAGACUAGUAUUGACCAGAACGUUAAAAUCUUUUUUGGAUCAUGGGAAAAUAGGCACCCUGACAGUAUCAAAAAGAAAAUGCCUGUGGCAUGCCCCUUCACAAAAUGCCAAAGUGUGGCCAGAGCAAAACAGUUUAUCUAACGGUGAAGUGCUGUGGCUACUCUCAGAAUCUGUCUAGUUCUAUAAUGUUCUUAUAUUCUUAUAUUGGGGAGGGGGCUGGAGAAGGAAUUUAGAAGUGACAAAAGCAGUGGGCUGAGUCCCUGUUUUCAUUUUCUGAGAAUAUUUAUGGAGCUUAUGUGGAAUCUAAAAGUAUUUUUGGGAAGCAGUGUGAUUGGUAUUUGAAUAUAGAUCUUUUAUGUACACAUUUAGAUUUUAUUGUGUUUUACUAAUCAAGGUGAAAUGUUAAUAUAUAUUAUUAGUCCAUGUAUGAUAUACCACAUGGUAAGUAAGUAAGUAAGUAAGUAAGUAAGUAAGUAAGUAAGUAAGUGUGCUUGUGAAGGCCAAUGCUUUUUCUAUGCAGUUUACCAGUUUCCCCCCCGAUUUUGUUUAAAACUAAAAUCUUUUAGUUGUGGAUAAAAGGAAGGAUACCAAGAAUACACUGUGUGUAUUGUGUUGAUUUGUGAUAUGUGAAAUAGCUUGAAUCUCCAGAAGAGAAGAAACAAAUGGCUCUAAACGUUCAAAUGAAAUAUUAAGUCUGAUCAUCUAAAAGACUGUCUCCUCUUAGCACAGCAUUGGGAAACUUCAUGGGGGAAUUUUUUGUGUUCUCAAGGAGUGUGCAAAAGUCUGUAUUAUUCAGGGCUUAGCUGCUCCCACCUGCUUUACCCCAUGAGUAUCAACAGUCUUCUUGAUGAAUGUAUCUUUUCUUUUAUGU
Messenger RNA from Ahaetulla prasina, 3722 nucleotides. RefSeq names its product dual specificity phosphatase 28 (gene DUSP28). Gene Ontology annotation, molecular function: MAP kinase tyrosine/serine/threonine phosphatase activity. NCBI's taxonomy places the organism in Eukaryota, Metazoa, Chordata, Lepidosauria, Squamata, Colubridae. Gene Ontology annotation, biological process: protein dephosphorylation. The record is from RefSeq and is a predicted model, not a curated record. The coding region runs from base 302 to 955 and encodes 217 amino acids. The transcript has 2 exons. Gene Ontology annotation, cellular component: cytoplasm.